GUGAUUUCUUUAUUUAAAACGUUUUGACUUUUUGGUGUUAAAAAAUAUUCCUUACUGCAUUUUUGUAACACAGAUUUGCAAUAAUCAAAUAUAUGACGACACUAUUAAAAAGUUCUUUAAAUGAUUAAAAAAUACAAGAUGCCAAGACAUGCAAGAGUGAAAUAUGAUACCAUUUUUGAAGUAUUAAAAAAUAUGCCCAUUUUUACUGAAAAUGGUGAAUUAAAAAAACAAAGAGACCCAGUGUGGAAAGAAGCCUGCAAAAUUAUGCCAGAAAUAAAUGUGCACAAUUUGUAUUUAUUUGUAUACCAAGAUAGGAGACAAAUAAAAACUAAUUUGAUGAAACACUUAAAUAUUGUAGGUGUACCACCAAAAAAUAAGAAAGUAAAGAAAAAAGAACCUAUAGAAUAUUAUGAUGAUAUUUGGGAUAAUUAUGAUUAUUAUGAAACGCUUGAUAAUGAAGAUAAUCAAGAAACUAUACAAACUGAUUUUAGUAGUUUGGUUAAUUUAAAAACUAAGGAAGAAUUUAAAAAUAGUAUACACAAAAUAGGAAUUUUACCUUUUUCUGUUCAUUAUUGGCAUCCACAACAAGUUGCUCUUUGGACCGAUCUAAUAAAUAUUGAAUCGACUGUGUCCUUUAUUGCAUUAAACAAUGUUAUUUCAAAUAUUACAGAAUAUCUUGAAACUGAG
Ceratosolen solmsi marchali is the source of this 687-nucleotide messenger RNA. RefSeq lists its product as uncharacterized. The annotation marks the transcript as partial. The transcript is spliced from 2 exons. The record is from RefSeq and is a predicted model, not a curated record. Lineage: Eukaryota; Metazoa; Arthropoda; Insecta; Hymenoptera; Agaonidae.